AUGAGUUCGAGUCUCGAGGCCAAGAUCGUCGUCCUCGGCGCGCAAGGGGUAGGCAAAACCUCCCUCGUGGAGCGCUAUGUCCGAAACGCCUUUAACCCCGCAACAGCCUCAACAGUCGGCGCGUCGUUUGUCACAAAGCGCGUCCUGGACCAUACCUCGGACACCAUCGUCCGACUCCAGAUCUGGGAUACAGCGGGGCAAGAGCGAUUCCGCAGUAUCUCACGUCUCUAUUAUCGCGGUGCGCACGCGUGCCUGCUUUGCUAUGAUAUCACAGAUGAAUCCAGUUUCCAAGAAAUGGCCGGCUGGCUGCGCGAACUCCGCAAGAAUAUCGGCACAGGUGAAGACAAUCUAGACCCGCUAGUCAUCCAUGUGGUUGGAACGAAAUCCGAUAUCGUUACCAUGGAUCCCAGUCGCAGACGCAUCCCGUUCGAACGCACAAUCGCGUACGUAGCCGAACAACUCUAUCCCACACAAGCAUCUACACCGCCGGCUACAGCAACAAGUGGCGGGAUGAGUAUGGGACUGGGAUUCAGCACGAGUGUGUUUGGCGGUAAUGGGGGGAGCAACAAUACAAAUACCAACGCAAACACAAACACGAAUAUCAAUACGAAUAUGAAUGGCAGCGGGGGCCUCUCAUCGACAGCCCUACAAAGCCCAGAUUCAAAACGCAGUUCUGCGUUCUGGGGACAAGAAAUUGGCUGGGAUUGCUGUCAUGAGAUUAGUGCCAAAGAUGGGGAGGGCAUUGAUGAGGUUUUUCGGGUUAUUACUCGGAAGUUGGUUGAGCAAAGGAAUAAACGUGAUACGGAGCUUGCACUUUCGAUUGCGGGGACGCCUAUGACUGCUGGUGGUGUCUCUGUUGGCCCGUUUAGUCCUGGCUUUGUGGAGGGCACGGGGAGUUUUCGGUUGGGAGUUGGGGAUAAGAAAAGGAGUUGGUUGGGUCUAGCUUCGCCUUCUGCUGGGAUUGGAAAUGGGAGUGGCAAUGGGAAUGAGAAUGGGGAGGAGGUGCAGAUUAUGCAGAAUGCGAAGGGGAAGGGGAGAUGCUGUUGA
Molecule: messenger RNA, 1047 nt
Organism: Penicillium canescens
Lineage: Eukaryota; Fungi; Ascomycota; Eurotiomycetes; Eurotiales; Aspergillaceae
Product: Rab family GTPase
Exons: 3
Coding region: 1-1047 (348 amino acids)
Biological process (GO): intracellular protein transport
Cellular component (GO): endomembrane system
Molecular function (GO): GTPase activity; GTP binding
Source: RefSeq, a predicted model, not a curated record